Molecule: messenger RNA, 1479 nt
Organism: Ascoidea rubescens DSM 1968
Lineage: Eukaryota; Fungi; Ascomycota; Saccharomycetes; Ascoideales; Ascoideaceae
Exons: 1
Coding region: 1-1479 (492 amino acids)
Source: RefSeq, a predicted model, not a curated record
AUGGAUAUAUCUUAUCUUGAUACUAAAGUAUCAAUAUUCAAGACAAAUGAUGGAAAGAUCAAGCAAAGUGAGAUAAAUAAGAAUAGGAAUAGGAUAAACCUUGAUUCAUCUCCAAUUAAAAGCAAAAAUAAAAUCAUUUUUAAUGGUUUAUCUCCAUCUCAAAACUCAGAAAAUGAACAAUGUUAUUAUAACCCAAUUGAUUUAAUAACUCCUAUUUCUAUGAAAAGAAUCAGUUUUGACAAUUCUAGUAACCACAGUAAAUAUAAUAUUGAUAAUAUUGACAAUAGUAUUAAAUUUGAUUGUUUUAAUACACCAUUUAUUAAUGGAUUUGAGAAGUUUAUUGAAAAUCAUUUGAAUUACAAUAAUAAUUUUAAAGAGAAUAAUAACAACGAAAAAGAAAGUAAGAUUUUGGGUAAUAAUCUAAACUUACUAUUAGAUAAAAAAAUCAAUAGGAAAAUAUUAAUUAAUUUAUUUAAAAAAGAUAUUUCAAUUAUAGAUAAUAAUACAUUGAUUUAUCUUAAAUUUUUAUUGAAUGAUUUUAUUGAAUUAAAAAUCAAACAAGAUAAUUAUGGAGAUAAUUAUAAAAAUACGAUUCAAUUACCAGAAGCCACAUCAACACCAAGACCAACAAAAAGUAAAUUGAUAUUUGAAAAUGACAAUAAGAAAAUUAGUAAUUGUGAAAAAGAGGAUAAACAAGGUGAUGAAGAUGAAGAUGAAGAUGAAGAUGAAGAUAAGUAUUUUGUAAUUUAUCAAGGAUCAAAUAAAAGUGAUGAUGUUAAUCAAAUUAUGAUUGAUCCAAAUUCUGAUAAUUUCCGAAAUUCAUUUAUUUCAAACUUAAAAGCGCAUCUUAAUAUUGAAGAAAAGGUCGAUAAGAUUGAUAAGAUUGAUAAGAUUGACAAAAUUGUUGAUGAAAUCGUUGAUGAAGAUUAUAAAAUUAAAGUUAACUUUGAAGAAGAGGAAAAAAAUAAUUCGUUAUUUUCGAUAAAAGAUAAAAGUUUAUCAAUUAAUCAAAUAAAAAAUUUGAAAAUCAGUGAUAGCGGAUUUACAUCGAAUGUUACGAGUUUAAAUAAAGAUGAUACGAGGCAAAAGAAGAGCAGAAAAACUGAGGGGAGCGAUAUUACAAUGAGUAAUAGCAAACAUGAUAAAAGUGAUUCAAAAAGGAAAAUCGAUUCAAGAAAAAGUUCGAUAAAAAGAGCAGCAAAAGAAUUGAGUUUUCUAAAAGAAUUGAGAGAUAGCAGUCUUGAAGAGACGUUUGGAUAUAAAAAGAAAAAGAAGAAUGAUAGAAAUGGAGAAAAAGAAGAAUUUGAUGAUAUGAUCAAAAAGAUUAUCAGAGAAGGAGAGAAGAAUAGCAAGAUUUGCAACAAAUUCAAGAUUAAAAAAAGUCGAAAUAUGGAAGUGAAAAAAAGCCGAAGAAAGCUUUACAAAAAGAUGGUAAAGAAAUGUGAAUUAGAAAAAGACGCGUUUGACUUAUUGAUCUGA